Cryptomeria japonica (Japanese cedar) is the source of this 1399-nucleotide messenger RNA. RefSeq names its product tetratricopeptide repeat domain-containing protein PYG7, chloroplastic. Gene Ontology annotation, molecular function: protein binding. The record is from RefSeq and is a predicted model, not a curated record. NCBI's taxonomy places the organism in Eukaryota, Viridiplantae, Streptophyta, Pinopsida, Cupressales, Cupressaceae. The transcript has 5 exons. Bases 72 to 1046 code for a protein of 324 amino acids.
AAUUUUUUUCUAGACUCUGGAUAGGCAUAUAUUUGCAUAAAUAGGAGUGUAAAUUCCCAGAGAGGAAACCAAUGAACAUGGCGCUAGCCAUCACACAGCCUGCCUUGGGCUUGAGUUGCAGGCAUCACGUCAAGUCCAAAAGACAUAAUAACAGUUUCAGAAGCACCCAGGGAUUGCCUUUUGCCGCAUGGUGUCUGGAUAAUAAUAAAUCCACUAGAAGAAUCCAGCUUGGCUCUCAGUUAUGUGGGGCAACUGGAAAGCUGCACACAAUGUCUGUAAUUAAUCUGGAAGUGAUUCACCAACCACUUUUAUGUUUGGGCCUUACGGAUUCGAAAGUGAACUUACAUCUAGGGGAGGACUACAAGCAAAUUUUAGAAUCUCAACCUUGGGCUUGGAUUUUUCUGCCUGGACUUUCUUCUGCCUCAAGUUUGGCAGAUGUUGCAUUUGCUAGUGAAGAAGAAACCUCAAAUGAAGUUUUUAUGGUUGGUGAAUUAUUUGAAUUUGGAAUACAACUGAUUUACCUUGGAGCUUUACUUGCACUGCUUGGAAUUGGGAGUUUUUUUGUUGUUCGUCAAAUACUAGUUCGUAGAGAGCUUGAAAAUGCUGCCAAAGAAUUACAGGAGCGUGUUCGAACUGGGGAAGCCAGUUCAUUAGAAUAUUUUGAAUUGGGUGCUGUGAUGUUGAGGAAAAAGUUCUAUCCGCUUGCUGCUAAAUAUCUUGAGCAGGCUAUUGAGAAAUGGGAGGGAGAUGUUCAAGAUCUAGCACAGGUCCACAACACUCUUGGCUUCAGUUAUGUAAGUGAGGGCAAGAUAGACAAGAGUAUUGGCCAGUUUGAGAUGGCUGUGAAGCUUCAGCCAGGAUAUGUGACAGCUUGGAACAAUUUAGGUGAUGCAUAUGAGAAGAAGAAGAAACUGAGGGAUGCGUUAAAAGCAUAUGAUCAAGCACUCCUGUUUGAUCCAAAUAAUAAAGUUGCAAGAAGAUGUCGAAAUUCUAUAAAGGAGCGACUUGACCUGUUCGAGGGAAUUCCUACCAAGUCAGAAAGAUAACAAAAUAUGCAAGCAGUGAGAAUUAGACCCUCUUUGUACUUAUUUUUUUGGGAGGAGCAUAGACCAUUUUUGAGAAGCGGAUAAUGUCUUUUAUCCUUUUGAGCCUAUGAUUGUUACAAUAUGGGUUUCUUUUAUCAUUUCUCAAACAUAUAUCCUAGCCCACUCACAAGCCAUAAGGUGAAGACACAAAAUUGGUUUCAACUAACAAGAACUUGGGCUGUGAAGGGUCUGUAAAAUCUCUUUGUUUGUCUCACAUGGCAAAAAAUUUGGAGCCGAAAGAGUGUGUAAUGUAGUGAAUACUAUUCCAGAAGCUAGUAUGCGAAUAUGAAAAACUAAAUUAAAUGAUUGUUAUA